GUGACUCCCACACAGGUCAUGCUGUUGUCUCCUGACCCAGCCGGCCCUGCCAGGUGACCAUGCCUGCCUUUGGCCCAGCUCUUCUUCUGGUGCUCUGGGCUGGGUGGGUCCUCACCCUCCAGCCCCCACCCCCAGUUGCCUUCAACCCCAACGGCACGCAUCUUCAGCACUUGGCACGGGACCCCACCUCAGGCACUCUCUACCUCGGAGCCACCAACUUCCUGUUCCAGCUGAGCCCGGGGCUGGAGCUGGAGGCCACAGUAUCCACCGGCCCAGUGUUGGACAGCAGGGAUUGCCUGCCCCCUGUGAUGCCUGAUGAGUGCCCGCAGGCCCAGCCUACCAACAACCCGAACCAGCUGUUGCUUGUGAGCCCGGGAGCCCUGGUGGUAUGCGGGAGCGUGCACCAGGGGGUCUGUGAACAACGGCGCCUUGGGCAGCUUGACCAGCUGCUACUUCGGCUGGAGCGGCCUGGGGAUACCCAGUAUGUAGCUGCCAAUGACCCUGGGGUCAGCACGGUGGGAUUGGUGGCCCAGGGCCUGUCUGGGGAUCCCCUCCUGUUUGUGGGAAGGGGAUACACCAGCAGGGGCGUCGGGGGUGGUAUCCCACCCAUCACAACCCGGGCCCUGCGGCCCCUGGACCCCCAGGCUGCCUUCUCCUAUGAAGAGACAGCCAAGCUGGCAGUGGGCCGACUGUCUGAGUACAGCCACCAUUUCAUCAGCGCCUUUGCACGUGGGACCAGUGCCUACUUCUUGUUCUUGCGGCGGGACCUGCAGGCUCAGUCUCGAGCCUUCCGUCCUUACGUGUCCCGUGUGUGCCUUCGAGACCAGCACUACUACUCCUAUGUGGAGCUGCCCCUGGCCUGCCAGGGUGGUCGUUACGGGCUGCUCCAAGCUGCGGCCGUGGCCAUGUCUGGGGAGGUGGCCCAUGGGGAGGUGCUUUUUGCAGCCUUCUCCUCUGCGGGUCUACCUGCUAUGGGCCGGCCUCCGUCAGCAGCUGCCGGGGCAUCUGGCGCCUCAGCCCUCUGUGCCUUUCCACUGGACGAGGUGGACCGGCUGGCCAACCGCACACGAGACGCCUGCUAUACCCGAGAGGGCCGUGCAGAGGAUGGUGCUGAGGUAGCCUACAUCGAGUAUGAUGUCAAUUCCGACUGCGCACAGCUGCCCGUGGACACCCUGGAUGCUUAUCCCUGUGGCUCAGACCACACGCCCAGCCCCAUGGCCAGCCGUGUUCCUUUGGAAGCCACGCCAGUGCUGGAGUGGUCAGGAGUCCAGCUCACAUCUGUGGCGGUCGCUAUAGAGGAUGGGCACACCAUUGCUUUCCUGGGAGACAGUCAAGGGCAGCUGCACAGGGUUUACUUGGGCCCGGGCAGCGAUGGCCACCCAUAUUCCACGCAGAGCAUCCAGCAGGGGUCUCCGGUGAACAGGGACCUCACCUUUGAUGGGGCCUUUGAGCACCUGUAUGUCAUGACCCAGAGCACACUUCUCAAAGUUCCUGUGGCCUCCUGUGCCCAGCACCUGGACUGUGCCUCCUGCCUUGCUCAGAGGGACCCAUACUGUGGGUGGUGUGUACUCCUUGGCAGGUGCAGCCGCCGUGCUGAGUGCUCGAGAGGCCAGGGCCCAGAGCAGUGGCUGUGGAGCUUCCAGCCUGAGCUGAGCUGUCUGCAAGUGAUCUCCAUGAGUCCUGCCAACAUGAGCCGAGAGGAGAAGAGGGAGAUUUUCCUGUCGGUGCCAGACCUCCCGCCCCUGCAGCCGGGGGAGUUGUAUUCCUGCCACUUUGGAGAGCACCAGAGUCCAGCCCUGCUGACUGGUUCUGGGGUGAUGUGCCCCUCUCCGGACCCCACCGAGGCCCCAGCACUGCCCAGAGGAGCCGACCACGUCUCUGUGAACGUGGAGCUCAGGUUUGGCCCCGUUGUGAUCGCCAAAGCGUCCCUGUCCUUCUAUGACUGUGCAGCAGUCAUGGAGCUCUGGCCGACUGCACAGUGCCAGGCCUGUGUGAGCAGCCGCUGGGGGUGCAAUUGGUGCGUCUGGCAGCACCUGUGCACACAUAAGGCCUCGUGUGAUGCCGGGCCCAUGGUGGUGAGCCAGCAGAGCCCGCUUCUCUUUCCAGCCCCUCCAGCAGGAGAUGUGCCCAACCCCCUCCCUCCUGCAGCCCCCAAAGCCACUGUCACCCCAGCUUCCACUACCCUUUCUGCAGAACCUCGGGUUUCCUCCCCAACUCCAACCUCAGACACCCCACUCCAGGCCAGCCCCUCCCUGCUCAGCUCCCGGGAACCAGAGAUAGGCCUUGGCCCCAUACCUGUCCCCAACUCCACAGAGUCCCCUCUCCGUGAGAAGCCCUCCCAUCUAGGCCCCCCUGACAGGCCUGUGACCACUAUCUCUAGCCCCACUGUUGCUGGACCCACGGCCACCCCUGAGGAGCUUCCGGCCGCCAGCCCAUCACUCUCAGAUGCUGCAGUCCUGCCCCCUGUCCCUGCAGACCCUGGCCCUGAGACCUUCCCCUCUGCGAUACCCCUGGACCAGCCCCCUGGCACUGCUCCUGCCACCACUUUCCCAGGGGCCACGGGCUCCACGAGGCCCGCUCUGGACUGGCUAAUGAGAGAAGGCGGCGAGCUGCCCGAGGCGGACGAGUGGACGGGGGGUGACGCACCCGCCUUCUCCACUUCCACCCUCCUCUCAGGUGAUGGAGACUCGGCUGAGCACGAGGGCCCUCCCGCCCCCCUCAUCCGCCUGUCCAGCCUUGACUACCAGUACGACACCCCCGGGCUCUGGGAGCUGGAGGAGGCGGGGUGGGGGCCGAGUGCCUGCCCCUGUGUAGAGAGCGUCCAGUCCUCCAUGCUGAUGCCAGUCCUUGUGCAGCGCCAGGUCCACCUGGUCGGUAGGAACCUGCGCCUGUUCCAGGACAACCCUGGAGACACUGAGUGUGUGAUGGAGCUGGAGGGCCGAGAGGUGGUGGUUUCAGCCCGAGUGGAGUGUGAGCCACCUCCAGACACACGGUGCUACAUCACAUGCCAGCCACACCAGCUAAGCUAUGAAGCUCUGCAGCCGGAGCUCCGUGUCACACUGUUUCUGCGUCGGGCCGGCCGCCUACGCGUGGACAGCGCCGACGGGCUGCACAUGGUGCUGUAUGAUUGCUCCGUGGGACAUGGCGACUGCAGCCGCUGCCACACCGCCAUGCCCCAGUACGGCUGUGUGUGGUGUGAGGGGGAGCAGCCACGUUGUGUGGCCCGGGAGGCCUGUGGCGAGGCCAAGGCCGUGGCUACCCAGUGCCCUGCACCUCUCAUCCACUCGGUGGAGCCACUGACUGGGCCUGUAGACGGAGGCACGCGUGUCACCAUCAGGGGCUCCAACCUGGGCCAGCAUGUGCAGGACGUGCAAGACACCGUCAAGGUGGCUGGAGUGCCCUGUGCUGUGGACACCGAGGAGUAUGAGGUCUCCAGCAGCCUCGUGUGCGUCACCGGCAUCAGCGGGAAAGAGGUGGCAGGCCCUGCGAUGGUGGAGGUGCCAGGAAGAGGGCAUGGCGUCUCCGAGCGGGACUUCAUUUACCAGGAUCCAGAGGUGCACUCCAUCUUCCCAGCCCGAGGUCCCAGAGCGGGGGGCACUCAUCUCACCCUGCAGGGCACCAAGCUUCUGACUGGGCGCCUGGAGGACAUUCGAGUCAUGGUUGGGGACCAGCCAUGUCACCUAUUGCCCGAGAAGCAGGCAGAGCAGCUGUACUGCGAGACCAGCCCGUACCCUGCGUCUGCCCUGCUCUCCGUGUCUGUGUGGUUCGGGACCACUGAGCGGAGGCUCCGGCACAGCCAGUUUCAGUACACGUCAGACCCAAAUGUCACCUCUGCAGGCCCCUCCAAGAGCUUCCUUAGUGGCGGACGUGAGAUAUGGGUCCGUGGUCAGAAUCUGGAUGUGGUACAGACGCCAAGGAUUCGAGUGACCGUAGCCCCCAAAGCUCCGCUCCCUGGCCAGGGGCUUGGUCGGAGACGCCGUGUGAUCCCAGAGACAGCGUGCUCCCCUGGAGCCUCCUGUGAUGGUCAACAUUUUGAGGAACCAUGCCACGUGAACUCCUCCCAGCUCAUCACGUGCCAUACACCUGCCCUCCCAAGCCUGCCCGAGAGUCCCUGGGUCCAGGUGGAAUUUAUCUUUGACAACCUCGUCUUCGACUUUGCAACACUGAACCCCACACCCUUCUCCUACGAGGCCGACCCCACACUGUAUCCCCUGAACCCGGAGGACCCUACUACACCGUUCCGGCACAAACCUGGGAGCGUGUUCUCAGUGGAGGGAGAGAACCUGGACUUUGCAAUGUCCAAGGAGGAGGUGGUGGCCAUGAUUGGGGACGGCCCCUGUAUUGUGAAGACGCUGACCCGGCACCAUCUGUACUGCGAACCUCCCGCGGAGCAGCCUCUGCCUCGGCACCAUGCAUCUCGGGAGGCCCCUGACACUUUGCCUGAGUUCACGGUGCAGAUGGGGAACCUGCGUUUCUCCCUGGGGCGUGUGCAGUAUGAUGGCGAGAGCCCCGCGGCCUUCCCCAUGGCAGCCCAAGUGGGCCUGGGGGUGGGCACCUCCGUUCUGGCACUGGGUGUCCUCAUCAUUGUCCUCAUGUACAGGAGGAAGAGCAAGCAGGCCCUGAGGGACUAUAAGAAGGUCCAGAUCCAGCUGGAGAACCUGGAGAGCAGUGUGCGGGACCGCUGCAAGAAGGAGUUCACCGACCUCAUGACUGAGAUGACCGACCUCACCAGCGACCUCCUGGGCAGUGGCAUUCCCUUCCUCGACUACAAGGUGUACGCUGAGAGGGUCUUCUUUCCCGGGCACCGGGAAUCACCCCUGCACCGGGACCUGGGUGUGCCUGAGAGCCGGCGGCCCACAGUGGAGCAAGGCCUGGGACAGCUCUCCAACCUCCUCAACAGCAAGCUCUUCCUCACCAAGUUCAUUCAUACACUAGAGAGUCAGCGCACCUUCUCGGCCCGGGACCGGGCCUACGUGGCGUCCCUGCUCACGGUGGCACUGCACGGGAAGCUCGAGUACUUCACCGACAUUCUUCGCACGCUGCUUAGUGACCUGGUGGCCCAGUACGUGGCCAAGAACCCCAAGCUGAUGCUUCGCAGGACAGAGACUGUGGUAGAAAAGCUGCUCACCAACUGGAUGUCCAUCUGUCUCUACACCUUCGUGAGGGACUCUGUAGGGGAGCCUCUGUACAUGCUGUUCCGAGGAAUUAAGCACCAAGUGGACAAAGGACCAGUGGAUAGUGUGACUGGCAAAGCCAAAUACACCCUGAAUGACAACCGCCUGCUCAGAGAGGACGUGGAGUACCGUCCCCUGACCUUGAACGCGCUGUUGGCUGUGGGGCCAGGGGCAGGAGAGGCCCAGGGCAUGCCUGUGAAGGUCCUGGACUGUGACACCAUCUCCCAGGCCAAGGAGAAGAUGCUGGAACAACUUUAUAAAGGAGUACCUCUUGCCCAGCGGCCAGACCCCCGCACCCUAGAUGUUGAGUGGCGAUCUGGUGUGGCGGGCCACCUUAUUCUCUCUGAUGAGGAUGUCACUUCAGAGGUCCAGGGACUGUGGAGACGUCUGAACACCCUGCAGCACUACAAGGUCCCAGAUGGAGCAACGGUGGCCCUCGUCCCUUGCCUCACCAAGCACGUUCUCCGGGAAAACCAGGAUUAUGUCCCCGGAGAGAGAACCCCGAUGCUGGAGGAUGUGGAUGAGGGGGGCAUCCGGCCCUGGCACCUGGUAAAGCCGAGUGAGGAGCCAGAGCCGCCCAGGCCUCGGAGGGGCAGCCUUCGGAGCGGGGAGCGUGAGCGAGCUAAGGCCAUCCCCGAGAUCUACCUGACCCGCCUGCUGUCCAUGAAGGGUACCCUGCAGAAGUUUGUGGACGACCUGUUCCAGGUGAUCCUCAGCACCAGCCGCCCGGUGCCGCUGGCCGUCAAGUAUUUCUUUGACCUGCUGGAUGAGCAGGCCCUACAGCAUGGCAUCUCCGACCAGGACACCGUCCAUAUCUGGAAGACCAACAGCCUGCCACUGAGGUUCUGGAUCAACAUCAUAAAGAACCCGCAGUUCGUGUUUGACGUGCAGACGUCGGACAACAUGGACGCAGUGCUCCUUGUCAUUGCGCAGACCUUCAUGGACGCCUGCACCCUGGCCGACCACAAGCUGGGCAGGGACUCCCCCAUCAACAAACUGCUAUACGCUCGGGACAUUCCGCGCUACAAACAGAUGGUGGAAAGGUACUAUGCAGACAUCAGACAGGCCAUCCCCGCCAGCGACCAAGAGAUGAACUCCAUUCUGGCCGAGCUGUCCCGGAAUUUCUCUGGAGACCUGGGAGCACGUGUGGCACUACACGAACUCUACAAGUAUAUCAACAAAUACUACGACCAGAUCAUCACUGCCCUGGAGGAGGAUGGUACAGCUCAGAAGAUGCAGCUGGGCUACCGGCUCCAGCAGAUUGCAGCUGCUGUGGAAAACAAGGUCACGGAUCUGUAGGGGUGGCCUGCUGUUAUCUCCGUUCCGCCUGGGCAGGCCUGGAACUGUGAGGGAGACCCCACCUUCUUAGAUGUCGUAGUGACUGACAAGCAGGGUUAGUGGAAGGUGGACUCCCAGCCUCCCGAGCCCUCCAGCCUGCCCCUGUGGUCCCCUCUUGGCAGGGUUGGGGCCCUGAGGCUCAUGGCGCGAUGCCUCGCCCGCUCCCUGAGCCCAGUAACUCUGU
Molecule: messenger RNA, 6696 nt
Organism: Elephantulus edwardii (Cape elephant shrew)
Lineage: Eukaryota; Metazoa; Chordata; Mammalia; Macroscelidea; Macroscelididae
Gene: PLXNB1
Product: plexin B1
Exons: 37
Coding region: 60-6473 (2137 amino acids)
Biological process (GO): regulation of GTPase activity; semaphorin-plexin signaling pathway involved in axon guidance; negative regulation of cell adhesion
Cellular component (GO): semaphorin receptor complex
Molecular function (GO): semaphorin receptor activity; protein binding
Source: RefSeq, a predicted model, not a curated record